AUGCCUGUGCCAAGGAGUUUAAUAUGGGAUUUCAAACUGGAAUUACAAUUAUCUGUUUCAGGAGAUGGAAAAUCCAUUUCUCUGUUCUUAAUGGAUAACAAAGGUGAAGACCGUUUUCUUGAUAUAUGGGUGAUGAAAGAGUAUGGCAUAAAGGAGUCGUGGACCAAAUUGAUUACUCUUGGUCCACAAGGGCCGGAAAGACUUAUACCCAGGGCAUUAUGUUUUAGGAAGAGCGGCGAAGUAUUACUGAUGCUUUGUGGAGCUAGGGAAGAAUAUUCUGAUCAUAGUUACACUUUUGAUAAUUACUACAUAAAAUCAAAGCAUGAGUUAGUAUCACUAGACCUUGUGAACAAAACCGUUAAAAAUCUUGGUGUUCCCGGAGAAGGAUAUCAAUAUUGCUCCGUUCAUUCUUUCAAAGAGGUCCUUGUAUUACUCGACCAGACAGAUGCAGUUUCCUACUAA
This is a messenger RNA of Prunus armeniaca (apricot), 462 nucleotides long. Lineage: Eukaryota; Viridiplantae; Streptophyta; Magnoliopsida; Rosales; Rosaceae. The record is from the annotation of a GenBank genome assembly.